Messenger RNA from Plutella xylostella (diamondback moth), 2460 nucleotides. It is a transcript of the gene inaF-D, whose product is annotated as trp-interacting inaF-D. NCBI's taxonomy places the organism in Eukaryota, Metazoa, Arthropoda, Insecta, Lepidoptera, Plutellidae. The record is from RefSeq and is a predicted model, not a curated record.
GCGGGGGUGGCGCGCGCCGCCCGGCUGCGGCCCACUUACUGUCCUCCACACAACGCCAAAUUAACUUUGUUAAUCCGAGCCCCGCGCAAAUAACAACCCGACACCCAAACGCGGCCUGUCAACAACCGCACGAACAAACCUUUAUUAUUUCUGUUUGAUCAACCGAAGUCGUACAAUCAGUGUCUGAUAAAAGCGGCGAGUCGCUAAACGGUGCAAUCUGCGUUAAUCCCCGAGCAUGACAGGCGAGGCGCGAUCGUGACGAGUCGGGAAUAGAAGCGAGGCGCGAUAUGGAGGGAUAAACAAUAUAAAGAAUGGUGGGCUCGGCGGGCGGCGCGGCGCAGUGAGCGCGGCGGCAGCAGGGGGCCAUGUCGUGGCGCUCGGGCGGCUCGGUGCGCUCGCUGCCCGCGCCCGCCACGCACCACGUGCUGGACUCGCUGUACGAGCGCAAGGGCGACAACAAGUCCGUGCGCGUGCUCACCGUGCUCGUGUACGUGUUCUGCGUGUCGCUGGCCGCCAUCAUGCUCUCGCUCUACUACGUCUUCUUCUGGGAGCCCAAGGACGCGCCGUACGCGCAACGCAAGGUGGCUCACACUGUAGAGAAGCAAACCAGCACCACACCUUUGCCCACAUGCUUAAUGCCCUACACUGGAGGAAGCAAUAUCUCAAUGAACGACUCCGCGAGUCUGGAGCCGUUCGAGAACGCGACAUCGACCGAGGAUGCGCCGAGCGAGGAGCCGCCGAGCAUCGACCCCGCGCUCGCGAGCGGCGAGGACUACGACGCCAACCACACGUCCCUCGCGCCCCCCGACACACCAGGCCAAGCCACAUGACACACGAACACCUCCGCGCUGUCCAACCACACGAACAAGUUGUACACCACCGCCGCUUUAAAUGUUUAAGCUCAGUGUAAACUAUGCUGAUGUAACUUUUCAUUUCACUUAAGAUUUCAACUCUGCAUAAACUGUAUAAACACCAAGGGGUUUUCAGUUUAUGGUAUGCAAUGUAGUGGAAAUGAAAUGUUACAACAUGUAGGUUAAACUUUUGUUAAAUUUUUAAACGUACAACUAUGUGCUCGGCCAAUACAGGUGGUUCUUCCUCCAACGCUCCAAGGGUAUUCCAUAACUUAUUGUUUAAGUUAUAAUUUGUGCACAGUAGCGACUACUGUUAGCUUCAUGCCUUACUAUCUUUGAGUGUUUUUGCACUGGUGCCGGCUUGGAUAAUGGAACGUCACAACACAAUUUGAGACUCGCAAAUGCCUCUUAGCUAAGCUAAGCUUCCUCGCCACCACUAACCAGUGCAAAAGUUACUAGAGUUUAGGCGAAUGAAGCGUAUCUUUGCAUUAAUGGAUUGAUAUCGGUAGACGGCUAAGUAAUUAUAACAUUUGCGUAACGUUUCGCGUUCGACGUCCACCCCGAAAAGGGAUUAAAUCGUGAUAAGUAAGUAAUUGGAUGUAAGAAGACUGUAAGUGUACCUACAUGUAUUAUAGGUAAUACCUACGACAUUAAUGGAAAUAUACAUUGUAAAGGCAUUUUGUCGACCAUUUGAAAUCGAUAUCUGCAAACACGACGAUGUAAUAUAACACGCUAUUUGUAAAAUGUGACGUGAUGGAUCAGCAAUAGUUUCAGACAUGUUUGAUUCAAACAUACGCUUCGUUGGGCCAGCCAUGCGGCUUCACUCCACGAUAGACUAUUUACAAAAUAUACUAAAUACCAUGACACCAAUUUACUAUUAUAUUAUAAUAAUACUACGUUAGUAAAAUUUUAUAUAAGCAUGAUUUAUUAAUUGUGCAUUUUAAAAUAUUAUUUCCUAGUUGCCUAAUUGUGUAAGAAUAAGUGAGAAUGGUACUUAUGUAAUGUUAAGUUUUAUCUAGAAAUGACUUGUAUACUAGAUGUUUUGUAGUAUCGGUGUUAUACUGUUCUACUUAUUAAUUUUAUUAUUGUUAGUGAUCUCAUUACUCGAUACUACAUAUAACGGUUAGGAAAGUACAUAGUUUACUGUACGAAUGGAACAACUAGUCACCAUAUCAGGGGUUAGCUGGACAUGUAACUUAGAAGACCCUCCACACAUACUCAAAGGAAUUGAAGUCGACAUUAUCACAAUAAUUAAAAUACCGCCCAGUUUUAGAAUUACCUUUUAUCUUUUUGGUCAUUUAAAAGCUAUGUAUUUUAACUGGUGGCUAUUAGAACUAAUAAUGUGUUUUUUUUAUUUUCGGACCGAUUAUAUUUGCUUUACAUAAUUAAAACUGUAAUGGUUAUGUGGCUACAAAGUUGCAGUUGGACUUUUAGUCUGGCGAUAUACACAAUUUAUUUAUUAUAAUAAUUUGGAAAUAGACCGACCUACAGCGUGGGCCCGCGUACUGAUCCAUAUCAAUAGUAUACAAUGUCCGUAGAUUAGAUGACAUCCUAAUUUGUAGAGCGAUUUUUACUCGUAUCAAUAAAAUGCAUAUAUUAUUUACGUUCA